Molecule: messenger RNA, 526 nt
Organism: Vicia villosa (hairy vetch)
Lineage: Eukaryota; Viridiplantae; Streptophyta; Magnoliopsida; Fabales; Fabaceae
Exons: 2
Coding region: 200-526 (108 amino acids)
Source: RefSeq, a predicted model, not a curated record
CUUCUGAAUAUCCUAAAUAACAUUAAUUCUCUUUUUAUAAAUCAAAAACAAUUCCUAACCUAACCCAGAACUUCAUCCCCAAAUUGUAACGUAACCCAGAAAAAUUUCAUCUUCGUUUUCGUGACCUCUCUUCGUCGAUGAGCAGUCUUCCAUUGUCGCUCUAAUCAGUUCUCGUCCAUUCGCCCAAGCAUCGGAGAAGAUGAGCAGCAUUCCACCAUCAUCAUCAAAGACGACGCGCAACAUUCCACCAUCAUCAACUUGCAAAGAGGAUGUUCGUUUCUGUAUGAGACCAUCUAAAAGCAACUACGUUAAGAUAAGGCUUCAUCAUAGGGGACAGUUAGUAGAGAGUCCAUGUAAAUGGUAUGUUAAUGGUUUGGUGUCUGAACUGGAUUGGGAAUGGGAUACGGACUACAUGUCGUACAUGGAUUUAGAAGCUUCGAUUAAGGAUGAGGGAUAUAUAAAUAUCAAAUGUAGGAGAUGGGAUUUAACUGGAAGAGUAAUUUCAACAACAUCUACUCCCAUAUAA